CACACAUUCAGCAAGUUUAUCGUUAUAGCUGUCCUAUAUUUAGAACAGUAACUCUGUGUUUUCUUGUAUGUUUAAUGGGCAUCUGUAAAUUGUAGCUACAAAAAAUAAGAUAAGUUACGCUCACUAAAUAAGCUCUGCAUUAUUAUUGUCGCAGCCACAGUCUCCACUGUAAUUCAUCCCAAAGAUUAUCUGUUCUUUUUGGCCAGCCAAAUUCUUCCACAUCAAUCUCACUCAUCCGUGUCUUUAUGGACCUGGUGUGCAGUCAUGUUGGAAUAAUGACAAAUUGUUCAAAUAAAGAGGGGAGCGUGAAAUUGUCCAAAUUGUUUUGAUAUGCUUAAGCAUUCAGGUGCUUGACUUUAUAAACCCGUGGCCAUGGAAGCGAUUUGAGCACCUGAUUUAGAUUGAUGAGUGAAUAGUUUGGGCAGUAUAGUGCAGUUUCACUGUUCUUCAAUCGUGGCAUUUGUUUAGUCAGAUUGAAGAAGUUCAGAACAACAACCCGGGUGUGGUUUUUCUCACAUUUAGAAGCAUGUUUAAUUUAGUUCACACUCUUCUGAUGAAUCGGUCGUGAACUGUCAGUAGUAUUAACGCUUCUCAAUUCUUGGAAGUGAACCUACAUAUUUUAUUCAUAGCAGGUUGUCUGUGUUGUACAGGAUCAAAAGAGAAGUCUACAAUAAGCAGAGCUUCAUGAGUUCUCACUGCAGCGUUGGAGGCAUUGGUGUGUGCAGUCAGACAGCAGUGGCAGCAGCAGUUUUCUCCCUGUGGACCUUACCCAACAUACGCAGCAAUAGAACUUGAUGUGCUGUCUGUAGCUCGAGUUCAGUGUCUCGUUCUCUCACCGGAGCUCACUGUAGGUACUGAGGCUCGCUGCAGCUUUGUGUCCGUAAUGCCCCUCUGUGUCUAACUAUGAAAAAAUGCAAACAGUACAAUACAUUUCAAAGAAACCCCGUGAGACUUGGAUAUAGAUGCAGGAGCUGAAUACAAAACAAGAAGAUGACUCUCUGUACAUUAUAGCAGUGAGUGCAGAAAGUUUUCUGUUCUUCGCCAGAUUUCUAUUCUCAGAAAAGGCUUCUCAAGUCAUUCUUUGAUACGCCGACAGCAGCAACCACAGUCCAUUCAGGCUACAGCAGAGCAGCUGCUACACCUAAGAGGGUGUUGAUGAGCCAAAUGUCCCGCCCGUGCCAGAUGAUGCUGCUGGUGAACCCACAGAGUGGGAAAGGACAAGCACUCACGCUGUACAACAACCACAUCCAACGAAUGCUGAAUGAAGCCGGCAUUAAACACACUCUGGUUAUCACGGAGCGGCAGAAUCACGCUCGGGAGAUGGUGAAAGAGGCCGACCUGUCGCAGUGGGACGCUUUAGUCAUCAUGUCAGGAGACGGACUUCUGUAUGAGGUGAUAAAUGGUCUGCUAGAGAGGCCAGAUUGGGAGGAGGCCAUCCGGACACCGCUGGGUAUCCUUCCUGGUGGAUCAGGCAACGCCUUGGCUGCAUCCAUACAUCAUUACUCUGGAGCCUCUCCUGUGACCAGCGAGGAGCUCCUGGUCAGCUGUGGCUUCCUGCUCUGCAAAGGUCUGGUGUCCCACAUGGAUAUGGUCUCCGUCCAUCUCUGCUCCAGCCCCCGUCUCUUCUCCUUCCUGUCUCUGGCCUGGGGCUUUGUAGCGGACGUCGAUAUAGAGAGCGAGAAGUACCGUCACUUUGGCGCCGUCCGCUUCACCAUUGGCACGCUGGUGCGGCUGGCCUCUCUCCGUGUCUAUAAGGGCAGGCUGGCUUACCUGCCCGCCACCAAGGACCACAACAGCGAGGAGGCUUUGAGGAGUAACACAAUGCUCUGCAAGGAUCGGGUCCCCCCCGUGACACUACCUGCUGUCAGAGACUCCUCCUUCCACAACUCCUGCCACUCCAACAACUCCCUCAAAGUGAGGCGGGUGGAGAGCACGCCUUCCCGAAGCGCCACCAAAGCCCUCCCCGGCCCACACGAUUCCCUGCUGCCACCUCUGGAUCAGCCGCUGCCCGACGACUGGGUGGUGGUGCCGGAGGAAGACUUUGUCCUCAUGCUGGCCAUGUACCAAUCCCACCUGGCGGAGGAUCUCCUGGCGGCACCGGAGGCCACCCCGGACGACGGCGUCAUUCAUCUUUUUUACGUUAGAGCGGGGAUAUCGCCCACCGCGCUGCUGAGGCUGUUCCUAGCUAUGGAGAAGGGUGCACAUCUGACUACUAACUGCCAACAUCUGGUGUACACUAAGGUGCAGGCGCUCAGGCUGGAGCCGUACUCGCCCAAAGGAAUAAUUACAGUAGACGGAGAGGUGGUGGAGUACGGCCCAGUACAGGCCGAGGUGCACAGAGGCCUGUCGAGGUUAAUCACUGGAUGAGACUGAACAAUCUCGACUGCCCGCUUUCAUCUCUGCUCUGUGACGGCGUUUAACAAUAAAUGUGUUUCACCUGUCGCAUCAGGAGCUGUGCAGCUGCAGGAGCAAAGCAGCGGAUUCAAGCCUCCUGAUGUUAUUACAUUAAAAUGAGCGGAGUGUUCAGUAUUAGACAAAUAAUGAAACAAACUCCAAAUAAUGCCAUCAAUUACACUAAAAAUGACUUUUUUUCAAGCUUAGGUUGAUAUUUUAUUAUUAAACAUUCUUUUCACAAUAAGAGAUUUUAGUACAGAUAUUUUGACCUGUAAAUCAACACAAACGGAGUCUGUUCAAAGUUGAUGUAAUUGGCUCAUUUUAAGCUCCAUACUAGAGUAACAUCAGUGGCUCCACAGUGUAGUGGUUUACACGCCCCAGUUCUAAUUCCAGGAAGAGACACAAAUCUCUAAACAUGCGUAAAGCCCUGUGUGAAAUUUGGGAACAGCCAAAACUGACCUUUUUAUUAUUCACAGUUAGCUUCCCUUCCCUUAAAACUGCUCGACGACAUCAGAACGAGUCAAGAGUAGAGAAACAAAUGUCUCAAACUGAGUGUUCAGCUCAGUUUUUCCUCACUUCCUGAAGUCUGUGAAUAUGUUUCUUUAAUGGUUUUUGUUUUGUUUUACAACAUUUGAAAAAAGAGGAAAUAAACAUUAAUUUAGCAGCACAAACAAUUCAAAAAGAUCUGAUGUAACAGGCUGUUAUUGUGAAAAGAUUUCAUUUAAAAGUAUUAAGCAUCAUUAGGUUUUAAAUUCUGAUUAUUUAAUGUGACUGUUAAUUUAAUACUGAACACUCCGAAGCCAUGACUGUGUGAACUGACGGCAGUCCUGCCUCAUUUGAGCUAAAACACAAACACAUAAAGACCCACACGUUUCAUCAUCCAUUCAUCAAACGUUCAGCCUCCGGAGAACGAAAAUCCAUCACCAUCUUUUUCCCGGCGUCUCGUUUCAUCGCGGCUGCACGAGCAGCGACGUUUGUCUGCGUCGCAGCAAACACAUCAGCCAGAAUUACAGCAUCUUAUGCAACGACGGGGGAUUAGUUUUCUCUGGCCUUUACACUCCUCUGCAGUGCAGCGUGUUUGUGUCUGUUUGUGUGAGAGAGGCUGAAACUCGUAAAUGAAAGCCUUUAUGGACGUGACCUUCAGGAGGGAAGGUGCUCGUCUGUGUCACGGGCGACGCCAAGGCAGGAAAACGUCUGUUUCUUCAUGGUAUCUUAAAGUGAACCGCAGCUAAGCACAUUGUAUAAAUAAUCAUUAGAUAUAAGUAUUUAUAUGUAAUUUAUUUAUAUUUAUUUUAUCAUGUAUCAGAGCUUCGUGGGGCGCUCCUGCACCAGCGUUCCUGGUUUCUGAUCAGAGGACGUCACGUUGUUUCGCUCUCUGAAGAGUUUCUCAUUGUUGCCUUAAACUCGUUAACUUGAUCCUGUUUCUUAAAAGCACUAAAGGGUAUUUCACACAUUCAGUAGCGCCUCCCCAGUUCCCGAUUUUUAAACCAGCCACGUUAACUUGUCCAAGCAGAAUUGCGUCCAACAUAUCUUCAUCCAGCCUAGAGGCUGUGUGGGCCUCAGCAAGUGAAUCACACCAAAAUUUAAGUAGAAGUCCUACUGGAACGUUGGGAAAUUGAGUUUCAGCUGUGGAAGCUGCUGCCUGGCAUCAGUGGAUCCAGACUUGUCUGGGGGAGAGUUGUUCCCUGAUUGCCAAAUUUAAUAGAUCACAAAUACGAAUAUGUAUUCCAUCGUUUAAGUGAAUCAUGGGUUAGAGUUGGGGUCACUGAUGGCGACGGGUGAGAGUGAAUGUAAAGAAGCAAUCCACCUUAAAACACAGUAAACAAGCGGUCACACCCACAGAAAUCUCACACAGCUUUGGCACCGUUUUCACGUUCAUAUUUCCCUCGUGACUCAGACUUUCUUUUGGCACGAGAUUUUCAUAAAGCGGCAGGAAAACAUCAGAGGAGGAAAAUUCGUUAGAGGUUUUGUUGACAUAAACAGGGUGUGAAAUCUGCGAGGCGAUUGCUGCCCUUCCAUCUUCACUUGCGACAGUUUUCAGUUUAUGUGUCUGGUUUUUUUUGGUUUCGCAGGAUGAAACCGCUCCAGUGAAAAAUGUUCACAGGCACAUUUUGUGUGGAUGUGAAUUCUGAUUAAGCCAGAUUUGUUUUUACACUCACAACAAACAAAACUCCCUCAGCCGUGUCGUCGUGCUGCAUGCCGGACCUUAAAAGCUGCAGAGCUCUUUGCCCGUUUAGAAAAACCACUACACCUCCAGCAAGUGUUUAAGUGCUCACGGGUGGAGUUUCUCCCUCAAACAGCUGUGGCUCUGCUCCUCCUCACUUACGUGAUGCUUCUGUUUGUAUUUUUUUUCCUUGCCUCGCUCUCUGCCAUCCCGUCAUCCUCACCAUAGCACCCAUCAUCUUCUUCUGCUUUCAGCCAUCUAUUUGUUGCUUUUGGUGCCACUGCAGAGCAGUCACAGCGCACACACAGUGGCAGAUUUAUCAUCACCGAGGUGUCCUUAGCAUUGAGCUUUAAAUCACAGAAAAAUGACUGCAGAUUUCAAAAUGUUUGUGAACACUGAGGAGCCUUAAACGGGGGUUUUGGGUGGAGCUGGUUACACAGAGUGUGAGGGAGUGGACAUGGAGGAGGAGAAGGGGGAGAUAUUGACUUGUUAAAUGCUGCAUGAGGUGGGCGGUGUUGUGUUCCUUCCCCCUCACCCCGGGAAAUCAUUGGGGAACAUUAGUAGACUGUCCAGAUGCAGUGAGUCAGAGGAGGACGUGUUUCACUUCAAGCCGAGCAGUAAAAUGAGGGAGGGGAGAGGAGACGGUGAUCUUUAAGUCCACAUAAGAAGGAAAGUUGUGGAGCUUCGAUGUGCCUACAGAGUCGCAGUAAACAUGCUGAUGUUUCCAUGUUUUAUUCAACACGCCAACGACUGUUUGAAUCUGCAAAGGCUCAAUCGUUAGAGACCAAAAUUUGUUCCCUCUUCCGUGUUUUUUGCACAACGUACGCUUGUUGCCAACGCCACGUUAAAGCCUUCGUGGGACGUCGAGGUUGUGCUUCCAUAGUAUAAGUGAAUCACGGGCCCUAAUUUAAGUUUGCGCAAUCGUGCUGGAAACCUGCUCGGUCCAGCUGGGGGAUGAAGCAGGAUAAACCUGCUAUGAUGUUCAAUUAUCUGGAAAUUUGACUAAAUUUAGAAGAAAAAUAAACCUGCUCUUAAGCAGCAGCAGGUUUUCUGCUCUGAAAAAGCAAACAUUAUGUAACAUUUAAUUUUUUUUUCUAAUGCAGAGUCCAUUAGAGCACUUACAUCUUUUAUUUUUAAUUUUUUUUUUCAGUGCAGUCAAAUGUCCUGUGGUAGUUUCAUGUGCCUUGAUUGUGCUGCCCCCCGGUGGUUUGAGUGUGGCAGUGCAGUUAACUUGCUGCUUUUGGGUCAACUGAAGAAAUGCUCAUUUGUUUUUUUGGACACAUUUAGAGACACCGAUGAAAAUAUUUUAUUAUGAAAAUUAAAAAUAUGCGAGAAAUGGAUUAGCUCUGACACGUGCUGACAUCAAGUCUGCUGAAUAAUCUUAUUGACCGAUCUCUGAUCUGUGCGGGGGAAACCAUGGAUAUGGGCUCAAAUUGUGGUCAUAAAUAUUUUGUACUUAUAAAUCAGGAUUUGUAUGUGUAAAAAGAAUUUGUGUUUGUGUAAAAAAAGAUUUGUGUGUGGGCUUAGCUAAAAAAUACGUGUGAA
This is a messenger RNA of Haplochromis burtoni (Burton's mouthbrooder), 6103 nucleotides long. Its product is annotated as sphingosine kinase 1. Gene Ontology annotation, cellular component: cytoplasm; intracellular membrane-bounded organelle; membrane. The record is from RefSeq and is a predicted model, not a curated record. Lineage: Eukaryota; Metazoa; Chordata; Actinopteri; Cichliformes; Cichlidae. Gene Ontology annotation, biological process: cellular response to growth factor stimulus; negative regulation of apoptotic process; sphingosine biosynthetic process. The transcript has 5 exons. The coding region runs from base 1156 to 2367 and encodes 403 amino acids.